Fusarium fujikuroi IMI 58289 is the source of this 756-nucleotide messenger RNA. RefSeq lists its product as uncharacterized. The transcript has a single exon. The coding region runs from base 1 to 756 and encodes 251 amino acids. The record is from RefSeq and is a predicted model, not a curated record. Lineage: Eukaryota; Fungi; Ascomycota; Sordariomycetes; Hypocreales; Nectriaceae.
AUGGCCCAUUGGCACUCGUUACCUGCCGAGAUCCGCUGGAUGAUCUUGGAGACCCUCAUAGCGCACAAAGGGACCGCACACUUGGCUUCCGUCUCCAAUGAAUGGCGAACUUUCAUUGAACAGAGGACCUUUUCUCAUAUCAGACUUCACCCCGAGUGUCUCGACCGCCUCGAACAGCUCAACGACCACUAUAAAGGGCUGAUUAAGCAUCUGUGGCUCAAUAUAAAGCUCAAUGGAUAUACCUGUCGAGCAUGCCGAAAGAGAGAGUCAAAAACAUUGUCAUAUUCCAUUGCAAGAAUCCUGAGAGAAGCCAUCACUAGGCUAUUCUCCGUCUUGAUAACCUGGAGGGAGCCUUUGACUCUGGAACUUAAUGUUUACUGUCCGAGCGACUCGCAGCACUGGUUAAAGAAUAGUUACUUCGGAGCUCCUGGCGAAGAUAAAUUCGAGUGUCAAGAGUCUAGUGACGAUCCCAUCCACGAUCCCGAUCACGGGUGGUUUGAAGGUACUAUCACUGAAGCGCCUCCAGACGAUGCUCUACGACGCCCUUUUGGACUAUCUGAGUUGAGAUUUCGGGAGAGUCUCCCUUCGGUCAAUGCCGUGACUAAAUUUGUCUUACGCCGCCAGUGCCGUCAGCAACUCAAUCCUGAAAUUUUACAGUAUCUUUGGUCAAGGUUGCCAAACCUGGAGGAGAUCAGCUACGAACCGUGGCAGUCACACAUGAACGCAGUACAGCAAGUCUCGGAUAUAGGCAAGUAA